Messenger RNA from Musa acuminata AAA Group (dessert banana), 746 nucleotides. Its product is annotated as ethylene-responsive transcription factor ERF003-like. The transcript is spliced from 2 exons. Gene Ontology annotation, biological process: positive regulation of DNA-templated transcription; response to stress. The record is from RefSeq and is a predicted model, not a curated record. Gene Ontology annotation, molecular function: DNA-binding transcription factor activity; transcription cis-regulatory region binding. Gene Ontology annotation, cellular component: nucleus. The coding region runs from base 66 to 521 and encodes 151 amino acids. NCBI's taxonomy places the organism in Eukaryota, Viridiplantae, Streptophyta, Magnoliopsida, Zingiberales, Musaceae.
CUCUCUCUCUCUCUCCUCUCUCUCUCACGCACACACACACACGCAGCUGCUCACAUUGGACAGACAUGCCAAGACUACAAAGAUUCAGAGGGGUUAGGCAAAGGCACUGGGGCUCGUGGGUCUCCGAGAUCAGGCACCCCGUUCUGAAGACCAGGAUCUGGUUAGGCACCUUCGGCACCGCUGAGGACGCCGCGAGGGCCUACGACGAGGCGGCGCGGCUCAUGUGCGGAUCCAAGGCCCGCACCAACUUCCCCGUCGACCCCAACUGCUCGAUCCCGGCGCCGGCCUUGUCCCCGGGCCUCAUGGCGAAGCUGGAGAAGUGCUGCUCGGCGUCCCGGGAGGAGGGCAAGAGAGUUGAGGUGGUCGCGCCGGUCGGAAGGGAGGAGGAGGCGGAGGUCACGCGCGUGGAUGAUGAGUACAUAGAGGAGAUGAUCGAGGAGCUCAUAUACAAUGGUUCUCUGGAGAUAUCGACUUCUUCUUCUUCUUCUUCUUCUUCUUCUUCUUCAUCUUCUUAUCUGUGACUGUAGCCGGCAGUCCGUCGUCACCUGUCACAUACACAUGAAAACGUGAGAGUCUGGGUUAGACCUAGUCAUGUAAAGGGUACCAGUCCCCUUCGGUAAUAAUACUAUCUGCUGUGUGCCAUGCACUAAAAGCAUGAGUUCUUGAUCUGAGAUGCCUCGAGAUGGUUGACUGAGCCGACUCGGCCUGGGGAUCAAGUAGGUCAAAGAUGAUCUAAGAUGCCUCGA